AAGUAACUACCACCACCACCAUUCUCCAGUUCUGUCUCGUAGUUAUCCCUGCUUGCCUAAGGCGAAUAGUUGUUUUGAGAGGUUUUUCCUUUUACCCAAUUCCUUUACCCUCUGUGUGUUUAAGGUUGUGAGAUUGUUUUUAAAUUUAAGGCCAUAUUGAGUAAUUAGAUAGACAGGGGCCUCAUAGUGCCUUUUCACAGAUGGCAACCUUUACUACUGCAAGUGCAAGUGGAGUUAAGUUGCUGAUGUGUAGAUCAUCUGUUACCUUGUUUCCUAGGUAAUAUGCAUGUGUCACUAGCUGAGGCCCUGGAGGUUCGGGGUGGACCAUUGCAGGAGGAAGAAAUAUGGGCUGUAUUAAAUCAAAGUGCCGAGAGUCUACAAGAAUUAUUCGGAAAAGUGAGUAUAGCUGAUCCUGCUGCCCUUGGCUUCAUUAUUUCUCCAUGGUCUCUGCUGUUGCUGCCAUCUGGUAGUGUGUCAUUUACGGAUGGAAAUAUUUCCCAUCAGGAUCUUCGAGCAUUCACUGCACCAGAGGUUCUUCAAAAUCAAUCACUAACUUCUCUCUCAGAUGUUGAAAAGAUCCAUAUUUAUUCUCUUGGAAUGACAUUGUAUUGGGGGGCUGAUCAUGAAGUACCUCAGAGCCAACCUAUCAAGCUUGGAGAUCAUCUCAACAGCAUAUUGCUUGGAAUGUGUGAGGAUGUUGUUUACGCUCGGGUUUCUGUUCGGACUGUCCUGGAUGCUUGCAGUGCCCACAUAAGAAAUAGCAAUUGUGCACCUUCAUUUUCCUACGUGAAGCAGUUGGUGAAACUGGUUCUGGGAAAUCUUUCUGGGACGGAUCAGCUUUCCCAUAACAGUGAACAAAAGCCUGAUCGAAGCCAGGCUAUUCGAGACCGAUUGAGAGGAAAAGGAUUACCCACAGGAAGAAGCUCUACUUCUGAUGUACUAGAUAUACACAAGUCUCCAUUCUCUCAUCAGACCUUUCUUAACAAAGGGCUUAGUAAAUCUAUGGGAUUUCUGUCCAUCAGAGACACACAAGAUGAAGAAGAUUAUGUCCAGGACAUUUCACCAGAUAAUAAUUCUGGACAAGAAGAUUCUGAAAAUACCUGCUCCCCUUGCCAGUUUAAAGCUAGUAUAGAAAAAAAAGUUACCUCAAGCAUUGAUGUACUUCCCAAGAAGAAGAUUUGGGCUUCAUCCAUGGACUUGCUUUGCACGACUGACAGAGAGUCCCCUUCUGGAGAGACUGGCAGAUACCAACGCUGUCUCCCUGAGGCAGUAACAGUGCAGACUUCAACUGCUCCUAGAAGAAAGGAGGCAAGAUACUCAGAUGGAAGCAUAGCCUUGGAUAUCUUUGGCCCUCAGAAAACGGAUGCAAUAUACCACACACAAGAAUUGCCUACCUCCUCGGCAAUAUCAAAUGCUUUGGACCGAAUCCGAGAGAGACAGAAGAAGCUUCAGGUUCUGAGAAAAGCCAUGAAUGUAGAAGAACCAAUUCGAAGAUAUAAAGCUUACCACAGUACCUCCAGUGAAAGUCCAUCUAUUAUUUCCUCUGAAUCAGAUUUCAGACAAGUAAGAAGAAGUGAAGCUUCAAAGAAAUUUGAAUCCAGUAGUGAUCUCCCAGAGGUAGAUGAAACCCCAAAUCAAGGCCAGUCACAAAGACCAAGCAGACAAUAUGAAGCACCUCUAGAAGGCAACUUAAUUAAUCAAGAGAUCAUGCUAAAACGGCAAGAAGAAGAAAUGAUGCAGUUGCAAGCCAGAAUGGCCCUCAGACAGUCUCGAUUGAGUCUUUAUCCAGGAGACACAAUGAAAGCGUCUAUGCUUGACAUCACCAGGGAUCCCUUAAGAGAAAUGAUCCUAGGAACAGCCAUGACCCAAAGAAAACUUAGGAAUUUCUUUGGCCCCGAGUUUGUGAAAAUGACAGUCGAGCCAUUUAUAACUUUGGAUUUGCCACGGUCUAUCCUUACAAAGAAAGGAAAGAAUGAGGAUAGCCGAAGAAAAGUAAACGUAAUGCUUCUGAGUGGGCAGAGACUGGAACUGACCUGUGAUACCAGAACUAUAUGUAAAGAUGUGUUUGAUAUGGUUGUGGCCCAUAUUGGCUUAGUGGAGCAUCAUUUGUUUGCUUUAGCUACUCUCAAAGAUAAUGAAUAUUUCUUUGUUGAUCCUGAUUUAAAAUUAUCCAAAGUGGCCCCAGAGGGAUGGAAAGAAGAACCAAAGAAAAAGAGCAAAGCCACUGUUAAUUUUACUAUGUUUUUCCGAAUUAAGUUUUUCAUGGAUGAUGUUAGUCUAAUACAACAUUCUCUGACCUGUCACCAGUAUUAUCUUCAGCUGCGAAAAGAUAUCUUGGAGGAGAGGAUGCACUGUGAUGAUGAGACUUCUGUGUUGUUAGCAUCCUUAGCUCUCCAGGCUGAGUAUGGAGAUUACCAACCAGAGGUUUAUGGUGUGUCUUAUUUUAGACUGGAACAUUAUUUGCCUGCCAGAGUGAUGGAAAAACUUGAGCUAUCCUAUAUUAAACAAGAAUUACCCAAAUUGCAUAAUACCUAUGUGGGAGCUUCUGAAAAAGAGACAGAGUUAGAAUUUUUAAAGGUCUGCCAAAGACUGACAGAAUAUGGAGUUCAUUUUCAUCGGGUGCACCCUGAGAAAAAGUCACAAACAGGAAUAUUGCUUGGAGUUUGUUCUAAAGGUGUCCUUGUGUUUGAGGUUCACAAUGGAGUUCGCACAUUGGUCCUUCGCUUUCCAUGGAGAGAAACCAAGAAGAUUUCUUUUUCUAAAAAGAAAAUCACAUUACAGAAUACAUCAGAUGGAAUAAAACACACCUUCCAGACAGACAACAGUAAGGUAUGCCAGUACCUGCUGCACCUCUGCUCCUCCCAGCAUAAAUUCCAGCUGCAAAUGAGAGCAAGACAGAGCAACCAAGAUGCCCAGGAUAUUGAGAGAGCUUCGUUUAGGAGCCUGAAUCUCCAAGCAGAGUCCAUUAGAGGAUUUAAUAUGGGACGAGCAAUCAGCACUGGCAGUCUGGCCAGCAGCACGCUGAACAAACUGGCCGUUCGACCUUUGUCAAUUCAAGCUGAGAUUCUGAAGAGGCUAUCCUGCUCAGAGCUGUCGCUUUACCAGCCAUUGCAAAACAGUUCAAAAGAGAAGAGUGACAAAGCUUCCUGGGAAGACAAGCCUAGAGGGAUGAGUAAAUCAUACCAUGAUCUCAGUCAGGCUUCUCUCUAUCCUCAUCGGAAAAAUAUCAUUGUUAACAUGGAAUCCCCAUCACAAACCAUUGAGGAGUUGGUGGCAAAACCAUUUCACCAGAUGGCGAGAUCUGACACAGAAUCUUUGGCAGGAUUCACAAAACUUAAUAAUUCAAAGUCUGUUGCAAGUUUAAAUAGAAGUCCUGAAAGGAGGAAACAUGAUUCAGACUCAUCCACUGAAGACCCUGGUCAAGCAUAUGGUAUAGGAAUGACUAUGGAUAGUUCUGGAAAUUCUUCAUCCCAAGUACCCUUAAAAGAAAAUGAUGUGCUACACAAAAGAUGGAGCAUUGUAUCUUCACCAGAAAGAGAGAUCACCUUGGUGAACCUGAAAAAAGAUGCAAAGUAUGACUUGGGAUUUCAAAUUAUUGGUGGGGAGAAGAUGGGAAGACUGGAUCUAGGUGUAUUUAUCAGCUCAAUUACCCCCGGAGGACCAGCUGACUUGGAUGGAUGCUUAAAGCCAGGGGACCGUUUGAUAUCUGUGAAUAGUGUGAGUCUGGAGGGGGUCAGCCACCAUGCUGCAAAUGAGAUUUUGCAAAACGCACCUGAAGAUGUGACACUUGUUAUCUCUCAGCCAAAAGAAAAAAUAUCCAAAGUGCCUUCCACUCCUGUGCAUCUUGCCAAUGGAAUGAAAAACUACCUGAAGAAACCUUCCUACCUGCAAGAUGGUACUAUAGAUUCUUCUUCCGAAGAUCGUCACUGGCCACAUGGUACCCUGAGGCACAUCUCAGACAGCUCAUUUGGGCUGCCUGGAGGCCUGCGGGAAGGAAGCCUGAGUUCUCAAGAUUCCAGAACUGAGAGUGCCAGCUUGUCCCAGAGCCAAGUAAAUGGCUUCCUUGCCAGCCAUGGAGGUGACCGAACCUGGAAGGAAUCACAGCAUGGCAGCCCUUCCUCAUCUGUAAUAUCCAAAGCUUCUGAGAAAAAGAGAAUUUCCAUUGACAGUAGCCGAAGCACAGCUAAAAAACCAGGCAUUUCUGAUGUGACAGAUUACUCCGAUCGUGGCGAUUCAGACAUGGAUGAAGCUACCUAUUCUAGCAGUCAGGAUCAUCAGACAUCAAAAAAGGAAACUUCCUCCUCAAUGAAUACAUCCAACAAAAUGAAUUUAAAAAUUUUUUCUUCAUCACCUCCUAAACCUGGAGAUAUCUUUGAGGUUGAGCUGACUAAAAAUGAUAACAGCUUGGGGAUAAGUGUCACGGGAGGUGUGAAUACCAGUGUCAGGCAUGGUGGCAUUUAUGUGAAAGCUGUUAUUCCUAACGGAGCAGCAGAGUCUGAUGGUAGAAUACACAAAGGUGAUCGUGUGCUAGCUGUCAAUGGAGUUAGUCUGGAAGGAGCUACCCAUAAGCAAGCUGUGGAAACACUGAGAAAUACAGGACAGGUGGUCCAUCUGUUGUUAGAAAAGGGACAGUCUCUACCAUCCAAAGAACAUGUCCCUGUAACCCCACAGUGCACCCUUCCGGAGCCGGAUGCCCAAGGUCAAGCCGAAGAAAAAAUGGUGAAGAAAACAACUCAUGUCAAAGACUACAGCUUUGUCACUGAAGAAAAUACAUUUGAGGUAAAAUUGUUUAAAAAUAGCUCAGGCCUAGGAUUCAGUUUUUCACGAGAAGAUAAUCUUAUACCUGAGCAAAUGAAUACCAGCAUAGUAAGGGUUAAAAAGCUCUUCCCCGGACAACCAGCAGCAGAAAGUGGAAAAAUUGAUGUGGGAGAUGUUAUCUUGAAAGUGAAUGGAGUCUCUUUGAAAGGACUGCCUCAGCAGGAAGUCGUAUCCACUCUUAGGGGAACAUCUCCAGAAGUAUCCUUGCUUCUUUGCCGACCUCCACUCGGUGUGCUACCUGAAAUUAAUACUGCUCUUUUGACCCCACUACACUCUCCAGCACAAGUACUUCCAAACAGCAGUAAAGACCUUUCUCAACCAUCAUGUGUGGAGCAAGGCACCAGCUCAGAUGAAAAUGAAAUGUCUGACAAAAGCAAGAAACAAUGCAAAUCCCCAUCCAGAAGAGACAGUUAUAGUGACAGCAGUGGGAGUGGAGAAGAUGAUUUAGUGAAAGCUCCAACAAAGAUGUCAAGUAUGAGCUGGAGUUCCGCCUUGCGUCAGACUCUAAGCAACAUAGUAUCACAGGCACAGGGUCACCAUGAAGCGUCCAGGAGUCACGAAGAUGCCAUUUGUACCAUGUUUUACUAUCCUCAGGAAAUACCCAAUAAACAGGAACUUGAGCACAGUAAUCCUCCUUCCCCUCUACCACUGGAUGUGACUCCUGGACAGAGUUGUCAAAACCAACCAGAAUCUGCUUCCUCCAAUUCAAUGGAUAAAUAUCAUAUACAUGACAGUUCUGAGCCUAGUAGGCAAGGAGACUUGUCAUCCUUGAAAAAUGACUCUGAAAACUACCUUGAAGACUUUGAGCUGGAAGUAGAACUCCUCAUUACCCUGAUUAAAUCCGAAAAAGGAAGCCUGGGUUUUACAGUAACCAAAGGCAAUCAGAGUGUUGGUUGUUAUGUCCAUGAUGUCAUUCAGGAUCCGGCUAAAAGUGAUGGAAGGCUAAAACCAGGGGACCGCCUCAUAAAGGUUAAUGAUGCAGAUGUUACAAACAUGACUCACACAGAUGCAGUGAACCUGCUUCGAGCUGCACCAAAGACAGUCCGAUUAGUGCUCGGACGAGUUCUCGACUUACCCAGGAUGCCAGUGUUGCCUCAUUUGUUACCUGACAUUGCAUUAACAUGCAACAAGGAGGAGUUGGGUUUUUCCUUAUCUGGAGGUCACAACACCAUUCAUCAAGUGAUAUAUAUUAAUGAUAUCAACCCAAGGUCAGUUGCAGCCAUUGAGGGUAAUCUCCAGCUAUUAGACAUAAUCCAUUGUGUGAAUGGAGUCAGCACACAAGGAAUGACCUUGGAAGAAGUUAAGAGAGCAUUAGACAUGUCACUUCCUUCAGUGGUGCUGAAAGCAACAAGAGAUGGACAUCCAGUAGUCCCCACUGCAAAGAGGGCUGCCAGUUCAAGUCCAAAGCCAAGCAAGGCCAGUGGUCAUCACAUUGUGGAGCCCUGCAGCAAGCCUACUCUAACUCCUAAUAGUUCUUUCUCCAAGGUAAAUAAAAAAUCUGAUGUACAAGAAGAUGACAUUUAUGACGAUCCUCAAGAAGCUGAAGUUAUCCAGGCUCUGUUGGAUGUUGUGGAUGAGGAGGCCCAGAAUCUUUUAAACCAAAAGAGUGCAGCAGGAGAUGCCCAUGUUCCAGGUACAUUGAAGACCAAUGCAAACUUUUCAGAAGAGGGAGCAAAAGACACAGACUGUGAUGGUUCACCUUUACCUGAAGAUUUUUCUGAGUCUACCAAAAUAAAUGGCUGUGAAGAAUAUUAUGAAGAAAAAGUAAUAAGUAAAAAUGUAAUUCAGAAGUCACAAGAAAGGAAAACUGAUGAUGAUGAAAUCACAUGGGGAAGUGUUGAAUUGCCAAUAGAGACAACAAACCACGAAGAUUCCAAUAAAGAACAUCCCUUUCUGACAAACGAGGAGCUCACUGCACUCCCCAUCAUCAAAGUGCUUCCCUUCGGUAAAUACACUGGUGCCAGGUUGAAGUCAGUCAUUCGAAUGUUACGGACUUUACUGGAUCAAGGAAUUCCUUCUAAGGAGCUGGAGAAUCUUCAAGAUUUAAAACCUUUGGAUCAGUGUCUAAUUGGACAAACUAAGGAAAAUAGAAGGAAGAACAGAUAUAAAAAUAUACUUCCCUAUGAUGCUACAAGAGUGCCUCUUGGAGACGAAGGUGGAUAUAUCAACGCGAGCUUCAUUAAAAUCCCAGUAGGGAAAGAAGAAUUUGUUUACAUUGCCUGCCAGGGACCUCUCCCAACAACUGUUGGAGAUUUCUGGCAGAUGAUUUGGGAACAGAAAUCCACAGUGAUAGCCAUGAUGACCCAGGAAGUAGAAGGAGAAAAAAUCAAAUGUCAGCGCUAUUGGCCUAACAUCCCCGGCAAAACGACAAUGGUCAGUGACAGGCUUCGGCUGGCUUUUGUGAGAAUGCAGCAGCUGAAGGGCUUUGUCGUGAGGGCAAUGACCCUAGAAGAUAUUCAGACAGGAGAGGUGCGACAUAUUUCUCACCUGAAUUUCACUGCCUGGCCAGACCAUGAUACACCUUCUCAGCCAGAUGACCUACUCACCUUUAUCUCUUACAUGAGACACAUUCAUAACUCAGGCCCAAUCAUCACUCACUGCAGCGCUGGCAUCGGACGUUCAGGGACCCUGAUAUGCAUAGAUGUGGUUCUAGGGUUAAUCAGUCAAGAUCUUGAAUUUGACAUCUCUGACCUAGUACGCUGCAUGAGACUGCAAAGACAUGGAAUGGUUCAAACUGAGGAUCAAUAUAUUUUCUGCUAUCACGUUAUCCUUUAUGUUCUGACACGUCUUCAAGCUGAAGAAGAGCAGAAAGAGCAGCAGCAGCCUCUGAAAUGACAUGAAACGAGC
Trichechus manatus latirostris (Florida manatee) is the source of this 7665-nucleotide messenger RNA. RefSeq names its product protein tyrosine phosphatase non-receptor type 13 (gene PTPN13). Gene Ontology annotation, biological process: peptidyl-tyrosine dephosphorylation. Gene Ontology annotation, molecular function: phosphatidylinositol 3-kinase regulatory subunit binding; protein tyrosine phosphatase activity. The transcript has 46 exons. The record is from RefSeq and is a predicted model, not a curated record. Bases 283 to 7653 code for a protein of 2456 amino acids. Gene Ontology annotation, cellular component: cytoskeleton; cytoplasm; nucleus. Lineage: Eukaryota; Metazoa; Chordata; Mammalia; Sirenia; Trichechidae.